Messenger RNA from Microthlaspi erraticum, 459 nucleotides. The record is from the annotation of a GenBank genome assembly. Lineage: Eukaryota; Viridiplantae; Streptophyta; Magnoliopsida; Brassicales; Brassicaceae.
AUGGCAAUGGAGAUCGCGCUUCCGGUUUCUUUGUGCACGUCAGUUAAGCCGUUCAAGACUGGAAGGAGGAUUCAAGGAAACAAGAUCCACAGAAGUGUACGGAAGCAGGAUGUAAAGCGCUACGAGAGGUAUCUUGAAGUCGGUGCUUGGAAGUUCAUACAGAAUUUCACGGUGGCGCAUGCAACCGGCCACAACCGCACAACCCCGAACCCUUACAAAUUAGCUUUCAUCAAGGAGACGUUUGUGCUUCCAUCAACGAAUCUUGGCGACGGUAACUACUUGAUGUUGGCCAGUUACAAGCAGAUCCACGAUGGCAAAGUGAAUGAGAGCAUUUUACAUGACAUAAUAGGUCAAGUCAUCAACGUUGGACCGAUGGAAGAAGUUGAUAUGCAGAACCAAAAACAGAAAAAACUGGAGAUAAAACUCGGGAUGGAAGGUAGUUAUCAAUGCUUUCAAUGA